AUUCACGGAAUGAGUCAAUCACUCGUCAAGCAAAUGAGUCAAUGCAUUCAUACAGACAAUUAUUCACUCUAAUAGACAAAUCAGACCAGUCGUUGCGUGGCACACCUAUUUGCGGUUGCUACAGCUUCAUCCCACUUCUCCCUGAACUGCUGUCCCUUAAACCGGCCAGUGAUAAGAGGCACGUCCGGCAGCGGUCUGUCGUACUCGUCCGCAGGUAUCAUUCGUGUGCUUACUUUGCUGUCAUAGCUGAGCACGGCACGAUGUGUCUCACUCUUGGCUGCGAGAAUCUGUCGCUCGAGCUGUAGCUUGAUCAUCUGCAUCCCGAGCUCCGCCUUGACGUUGUCACCCCCUCCCUUCAUUGUGUGAUUCUCCUCUAUUACGUGCGCCUCUCGAUUCAUCGACUCAUGGGCCUGCAUACAUCCCAACAGACCGAAAACUGGGUCUCCCUUGACGAGUGAGGCGGCGAGAUGAAAGAACACGUGGCACUCCAGGAGAUGCAUGGAUGGCUUGUAUAUGUCCAGCCAUUUCAGCCUGCAUGGCGCAAAAAAACAUGUUCGUGCACCGAGACACCAAAAUUCAUCAGUUCACGUCUCGCCGCUUACAUCGUCAUUCCCACAAUCUUCAUCUGCCAGAUGUGCUCGCGGAAGGUCUCCAGCUCUGCCUUGGUCGGUACCGUCGUCCGCAAGCAAAAGCGGAUAAUCCAGCCGAAUGACAUGAAUGAAGAAACAGCAGACACUUCCCUCCUUCUUGAGGCCGACAUCCGUAAGUAGAUCGAGGAAGAGAUCGAGGUUUGUGAUCCACAUUAAGAUGUCUCGAGCAUGCAGCUUGCCCUUCGGGUCCUCGAAAAUACACUCCUUCUUUCCCUCAAUCGCCUCGUCCUCUUCCUGUGUCUUGGUAGCCUGUGCAGUCUGCUCUUGAAUGUCUUCGUCGAGCACCUCAUUGACCUCUGCAUCCGUCACCUCCUUCAGCUCAUCCCAUUCCUUGAUCUGCUCAAAGGUCGCGUCACCCUCCUCUGGUGGUAAGCGCUGGACUGCAGACGAGACAUCCAUCCAGCAAUAGUGUUCACUACACGUCACAUUUGCAACGUACCUCCUUCAGUGCGACCAGCGAGGACCGGCAUGAGGUUGACAGGCAGUUUGAGUCUGUCACACAGCGCUGCACGACAGCAAACAUAUGAUAUUGUACCAGCAUCUGGCGGGACUCACCGUGAAGUCUUCGGAUAACACGAAGUGCAUCUGACCGCUUCCCAGGAUUGGCCUUGAUCCACGCGCGCACCAUCUUGUAGGAUGUGGUGCGGAGACAUAUGAGCGCCCAAGUGUCGGACCUCAGGAUGAUAUGCAAGAUGUCUGGAGGGUAGUUCGAAAGCGGGACGCUCGUGAGCAAUGGUUUGCGAAUCUGCCCACGACGCUCAAGAUUGCAUUUCGUCCUGUGCUUGUGGCGGUCUGCGUGUGGGCAAUUACACGCCAGGACCUCAGAGGCCCUCUGAGUCAUCAUCACCACAUUCCGUGUUGGCCCUCUCAGCUCCUCCACAUUGCGGCGCUCGAUUAGAGACCCCAACCAGUAUGUAGUCAUGAAGCCGCUGUUCAAGUGCUUUACAUUUGCAUAGCACCGCUGGCAAGGAUUGGCGGCCGCAGACCCGGCGAGACCGAGAAUCAGUCCGAUCCAUUUCUGAGACGACACAACAAGACCAGAGACAUAUCAACUAUGUCCGUGUCUCCCGCACCUGGUCACCCAAGAUAAAGAGACCGUCCACAGCUUCCCUUUAAUGUAAGCCUGAAAUCCGCGCUGUAGGAGCAUGAUGUCUUUGUCCAGCCGCUUCAUCCAUGGCUUGAGUCCGUCAUAGUUUUCCGUCCCGUUCAGCAAAGCAAAGACAAACAGUGAGUGGGAAGAAUGGGAUGAAAACAAGGGCCCGGUGUCGCUGAUGUGUUCAGUGACGACGCGUGCGGCAAGAGUGACUGCUUGCUUGUUCUGUCGCAUCCUCAUUAGUUGGCUGCCGUCACCAGAUAUGCAAAGUGGGAGUGAUCUCUCCUUCACCCGUGGUACAUUUCUCCAAAUUCACCCGCCACACAUCUAACAUAACAGCUGGGUGCGUCUUCACAAGCCAUUUGAAGAGGUAAUAUGGACUCGCAUACGUGGAAGAGAAGUGCUCAUUGGGGCUGCGGUCCACACGGGCAUAGGGAAGGUCAGCCCUCACGUCAUCCAAAUUCGGGAGAUACUCCUCUUCCAUCCUCGGCAGGUAGCGUGCCCUCUCCUCUUGGACGCUCGUCUUCGACGGGACGAUUUGUGGUUUGUUAGAAUCCUUCACCCAGCGAGACAUCCCAACCCGUCU
Vitrella brassicaformis is the source of this 2329-nucleotide messenger RNA. NCBI's taxonomy places the organism in Eukaryota, Vitrellaceae. The record is from the annotation of a GenBank genome assembly.